Messenger RNA from Colletotrichum destructivum, 1500 nucleotides. RefSeq names its product Putative Luciferase-like domain-containing protein. The transcript has 6 exons. Bases 1 to 1500 code for a protein of 499 amino acids. The record is from RefSeq and is a predicted model, not a curated record. Lineage: Eukaryota; Fungi; Ascomycota; Sordariomycetes; Glomerellales; Glomerellaceae. Gene Ontology annotation, molecular function: monooxygenase activity; oxidoreductase activity, acting on paired donors, with incorporation or reduction of molecular oxygen.
AUGUCCGACGAGAAUCAGAACGGCGCCACGGGCGCCAAGCCAAAGAAGCAAAUACUCCUCAACGCCUUUGACAUGUUCACCGUGGGACACCUGUCCUUCGGCCAAUGGCGGAACCCCAAGGACAGGGCCAAGGACAAGCGCCGGGAUCUCACGUAUUGGACCGACCUCGCCAAGCUGCUCGACAAGGGAGGGUUUGUCGGCCUUUUCCUGGCCGACACGUACGGGCCGUACGAUACCCGGCUAAGCGUGUUGUUCCAAACUUCCAGAUACAAAGGCAGCGCGGAGCCGUCAGUCCGGACGGGCGCUCAAUGGCCGAUGGCUGAUCCCGUCAUCCCCGUCUCGGCGAUGGCUGCUGUGACCAAGAACCUGGGCUUUGCCAUCACGACGUCGACUUCGUACGAGCAGGCCUACGUCGUCGCCAAGCGAUUCAGCACUCUCGACCACCUAACGAAAGGUCGCUUCGGGUGGAAUAUCGUGACGAGCUGGAAGGAAUCGGCGUCCAAAGCAGUGAGUGUGCUUUGUGAACCCGAGAAUUCUGACCGUUCUAAUACAUCUGUCAACCACAAGGUCGGUUUGCCGCUGGUAGAACACGACACACGCUAUGAGAACGCAGACGAGUAUCUUCGGGUCUUGUAUAAACUAUGGGAAGGGUCCUGGUCAGAUACGGCACUGGUAGAAGACGCUGAGAAGGGGAUUUACUCCGACUACUCCCAGAUCCGCCCAAUCCAUCACCACGGCAAAUUCCACGUCGAUGCUCCCUUCCUGACGGAUCCGUCUCCCCAACGCACCCCGGUCUUGUUUCAAGCCGGGACAUCUCCGGCCGGCAUAAAAUUCGGCUCAACCCACGCUGAGGGCAUCUUCGUAGCCGGCCUCUCCCCCCACGUCGUCGCGCCCAGGGUGAAGGCCAUCCGCGAGGGCGCCAUCGCCGCCGGCCGGGACCCGUAUUCGGUCAAGGUCUUCGCCAUGAUCACGCCCAUCAUCGGCCGGGACGAGGACGACGCGCGGCGCAAGUACGACGAGGCCCUGCGCCACGUGCUCGACGUCGCGGGCAACCUGCAACGCAUCCACUCGUCGCUGUACAACCUGCGCUACCGCGGCGACGACGUGCCGAGGCUGACGCCGCGCAACCUCGGCACCGUCGCGGCCAUCGGCGGCAACGGCGCGAUGCCGGUCGGCACGGCGGCGCAGGUCGCCGACGUGUUCCAGGAGUGGAUCGACGUCGCCGACGUGGACGGCUUCAACAUCGGCUACGUCAUCACACCGGGAAGCUUCGAGGACGCCGUCGAGUAUCUCGUCCCCGAGCUGCGGAGCAGGGGUCUCCUCCCGGAGCCGAUACCCGAGGGCGGUCCGGCACCGACCUUCCGGGAGCAGAUUUACGGGCCGGGACAGAAGGGGUUGAGGUCCGACCACCCGGGCUACAAGUACAAGUACGACACGUACGAGCAGGCCGUUGCCGAGGAAGAAGCUGCCAAGGCCCUCUCUGCCGAACAGAAAGCGUGA